GUCUGUGGAAAAGUAAAAAGCCACGUUCACGUUCCUAUCCGUAAGGACAGACGGAUUGAAGGAGUCGCACUUCCCAGCGGAGGAAGCCCAAGCUGCCCCGCACCCCCGGGCGCCCCCUCCCACUCCCCCAGCUGACUGCGCUGCCUUGGGGAAGCUUAAUAGCCUGGCUGAAGUUGUUUUUCCUUUCCGGUGGCCCUGAUCAGGUGUCCCCGCCCCCUCCCGCCGUCCGCCUUCCCUAGCAGCCUUCUCCCGACGCCCCCUCCUGGCCCGGCCCCUCCUCCCCCGCCCCCCUCCGGGCUGGACCGCGGAUGGUACGUUCCGCACGUGAGCUGGGUGCUGGUCUGGCCGGCGACGCGCGUGCCCUGUGGCCAAACACUGCCCGGAGUGAGAGCAAACUACCAGCGCAGUGGAGCCAGCGCGAGUGUGCGUGCGUGUGUGUGCGUGUGUGUGCGAGAGAGCGAGCGCGGAGGGAGGGGGGGACCAACUGCUUCACACUUUCAACACUGCACUGAAGAGGGAGAGAGAGAGAGAGACUGGAGACGUACAGAUUCCCCCCAGGAUCUCCCAGGGCUACCGUCCCACAGAUUAUAGAACAGAACCCCAAAAAUCGAAACAGAGGAAACGGACAGCGAUUGAACAUGGACGAAGGAAUUCCUCAUUUGCAAGAAAGACAGUUACUGGAACAUAGAGAUUUUAUAGGACUGGAUUAUUCCUCUUUGUAUAUGUGUAAGCCCAAAAGGAGCAUGAAGCGAGACGAUAGCAAGGAUACCUACAAAUUACCGCACAGAUUAAUAGAAAAGAAAAGAAGAGACCGAAUUAAUGAAUGCAUUGCUCAGCUGAAAGACUUACUGCCUGAACAUCUAAAGUUGACAACUCUGGGGCAUCUGGAGAAAGCGGUAGUAUUGGAAUUGACUUUGAAACACUUAAAAGCUUUAACAGCCUUAACAGAGCAGCAGCAUCAGAAGAUAAUUGCUUUACAGAAUGGGGAGCGAUCUUUGAAAUCGCCCAUUCAGUCCGACUUGGAUGCGUUCCACUCGGGAUUUCAAACAUGCGCCAAAGAAGUCUUGCAAUACCUCGCCCGGUUUGAGAGCUGGACGCCCAGGGAGCCUCGGUGUGUCCAGCUGAUCAACCACUUGCACGCCGUGGCCACCCAGUUCUUACCCACCCCGCAGCUGUUGACUCAACAGGUUCCUCUGAGCAAAGGCACCGGCGCGCCCACCACCGCCCCCGCCGGGUCCGUGGCCGCCGCUUGCCUGGAGCGCGCGGGGCAGAAGCUGGAGCCCCUCGCCCACUGCGUGCCGGUCAUCCAGCGGACUCAGCCCAGCGCCGAGCUCGCCGCUGAGAACGAUACAGACACGGACAGCGGCUACGGCGGCGAGGCCGAGGCCCGGCCAGACCGCGAGAAAGGCAAAGGCGCGGGGGCGAGCCGCGUCACCAUCAAGCAGGAGCCCCCCGGGGAGGACUCGCCGGCGCCCAAGAGGAUGAAGCUGGAUUCCCGCGGCGGCGGCGGCGGUCCGGGGGGUGGCGCGGCGGCGGCGGCAGCCGCGCUCCUGGGGCCGGACCCGGCCGCUGCAGCCGCACUGCUAAGACCCGACGCCGCCCUGCUCAGCUCGCUGGUGGCGUUCGGCGGAGGCGGGGGCGCGCCCUUCGCGCAGCCGGCGGCUGCUGCAGCCCCCUUCUGCCUGCCCUUCUACUUCCUCUCGCCUUCCGCGGCCGCCGCCUACGUGCAGCCCUUCCUGGACAAGAGCGGCCUGGAGAAGUACCUGUACCCGGCGGCGGCCGCCGCCCCAUUCCCACUGCUAUACCCCGGAAUCCCCGCCCCGGCCGCCGCCGCCGCAGCUGCAGCCGCCGCAGCCGCCGCAGCCGCCUUCCCCUGCCUGUCCUCAGUGUUGUCGCCCCCUCCGGAAAAGGCAGCGGCCGCCGCCGCCGCGACCCUCCUGCCGCACGAGGUGGCGUCCCCCGGAGCGCUGCACCCCCCGCAUCCGCACGGCCGCACCCACCUGCCCUUCGCCGGCCCCCGUGAGCCCGGGAACCCAGAGAGCUCCGCUCAGGAAGAUCACUCGCAGCCAGGAAAGGAAAGCCCCUGAUUCCUCGCGCCCCUUUCUUAGAAAGGACCAGAGUUCACGCGGAAUAAUAAUAUUAAUAAGUUAAACCACCCUUAACGUUUUUAAGGGAGGAAGUGUAAUAGAUGCACGACAGGCUUUUUUUUUUUUUUAAGAAAACAACACAGGUGUUUUGUGUACAGUUGGAGUUCCUGUUUUGCUCAUCCCUCACCAGCCCACCGCCCUCCACACACAUCCCUUUCUUCCCCCGCCAGCUGUAAAAGAACCUCUGUGAUACUGAUUCUUUUUUCUUUGAAGAACUCCCCAGAAUAAGUUUUGCCUUCUUUUAGGCCACGCUCCAUUGUCUUUUAAAAUAUAAAACCUAAUUCUCGAGGAAGUGAGAAGGGUCUGCUCUACGAGUGAGCUCACUGAACCAGGGUAGGGGAAGGUGGCCGAGGAGGUGACAUGCAACCGCAGGAAGCUGUUCUCUGCCUAGGUCUCAAAACUGUCCUGCUCGCUUGAGGAGGCUUUCCACAAACAGAAGGAGGACCUUUUAGAAUUCAGUUUACUCUUCAGUAUUUUAUAAUGUUCAGCUUUUUAAAAGGCUAUAUUUUUCAAAGAGGAAGGGGUGAGCAUGCAGUCGCUCACGUUGCAACCAAUUCUGAAGUGGUUUGAAUGGUAUCCCUUAGUAACUUGCACUUGUUUAAAGAGACGUGGAGUUGGGCCACAGUCAGAACGAAGUCAGGGAAGGAGAUGGAUGAGGAAGGCCAGUCAUUCUCAGUACAUUUGCUAGCACUUUAUUGAGAAAUUGACCAUGAAUCAACUCGUCUUAACUUCAAAUAUGUAUGUAUAUACACAUACAUAUAUAUAUAUAUAUAUACUGAGUGCAUCUAUUCUCACCCUGUCAUUACUUAAUCCAUCAUGUUCCUAAGUUUGUAUAAUCUUGCUGUUAAAAACAAAAAGAAUGUGCACUGAACUUAAAAAGCAAAAAUAAGUCCAAACUGAUUUAUCCUAUAUUCUGUUUCAUCACAAAAGUGGAGGAAAGCAUUAAACUGGUCAGUUUUGAUUGGAAAUGCUGUAAAGAUGUGGAAUGAAGCCCUGUGAGGCCUUCCUAUCUCCAAGUCUAUGUAUUUUCUGGAGACCAAACCAGAUACCAGAUAAUCACAAAGAAAGCUUUUUUAAUAAGGCUUAAACCAAGACCUUGUCUAGAUAUUUUUAGUUUGUUGCCAAGGUAGCACUGUGAGAAAUCUCACUUGAAUGUUAUGUAAGGGGUGAGACACAACAGUCUGACUAUGAGUGAAAAAAAUAUCUGGGUCUUUUAGUCAGUUUGGUGCAUUUGCUGCUGCUGUUGCUACUGUUUGCCUCAAACGCUGUGUUUAAACAACGUUAUACUCUUAGCCUACAAGGUGGCUCUUAUGUACAUAGUUGUUAAUACAUCCAAUUAAUGAUGUCUGACAUGCUAUUUUUGUAGGGAGAAAAUAUGUGCUAAUGAUAUUUUCAGUUAAAAUAUCUUUUGGGGAGGAUUUGCUGAAAAGUUGCACUUUUGUUACAAUGCUUAUGCUUGGUACAAGCUUAUGCUGUCUUAAAUUAUUAAAAAAAAUAAAUAAAUACUGUCUGCAAGAAACCAGCUGGUUUAGAAAAGUUUAGUAUGUAAAGAUAAACUAGAAAUUAUCUUUAUAUUCUAGUAUUUUCAGCACUCCAUAAAUUCUAUUACCUAAAAUAAAUAUUGCAACGCUAUUUUGUGAUUUUAAAAUUCUUACUAAGGAAUAAAAACUUUAAUAUACGUA
Molecule: messenger RNA, 3829 nt
Organism: Sus scrofa (pig)
Lineage: Eukaryota; Metazoa; Chordata; Mammalia; Artiodactyla; Suidae
Gene: BHLHE41
Product: basic helix-loop-helix family member e41
Biological process (GO): regulation of DNA-templated transcription
Molecular function (GO): protein dimerization activity; DNA binding
Source: RefSeq, a predicted model, not a curated record